CACAUGUCUGAGGAUGAGAGGAAGGACAUUAUAGGAAAAAUACAUUAAACAGACCAGAGCUAAAACAGUACAUACAAUACUGUAUAGUCAAACAUUAAAAAAACAAUACAUCAAAAGGUGACCUUGAGGAUCAGAUUUAAUAAUCUAGGAAGUUUUGUCUAAUUCUUUUCAAGUCCAAGAAGCAAAGACGUCACACACUUAAAAAACCUACACAUUUCAUUUUAACUGCAUCUUGGCAGCAGCAAAGUGUUGGAGCUGAACACACACACACACACACACACACAGACAGAUAUCUGUGUGUGUGUGUGUGUGUGUGUGUGUGAGAGAGAUGUUUCACUCAUUAACAAACUUAACCAACAAUAGCUUUGAUUGUCAGACAGUGAAUAAUGAAGUGAGUGAGAAUAAAGGAGGGGGAGCUCAGUAGAUUAAUCAUGCAUGCCUAGUUUUUCUGCUCACAUUUUAUACACAGUGUGUGUGUGUGUGGGUGUUCCGCUCAGUUAUGGGUUCUGGUGGAAGAUGGAUAUUUUGGACUGUGUGUGUUUGCUUCACCACUCUGGAGAACGUUGCUCUCAGAGUAACGAUGAGACAGAUCAGGGUGGAGGUUGUGCAGGGACACACUGUCAUCUUGCCCUGCUCCUUCUUCACCUCCAGCCCUCUCUCCAGACUCAACAUCAUCUGGACUCUGGCUCCUUUCUCCAGCCCAGAAAGUCCAAUACAGGUGAUCGUGUAUGACCAUGGACAGGUGAUUGAAGACCCGUCCCUCACUGGCAGGGUGGGUUUUACAGGUAUUCCCUGGAGUGCAGAUAUUGUCCUGAACGACACACGCGUGUCAGAUGCUGGUGUUUACCGCUGCAUGGUCAGUAACCCGCCAGAGACCGCAGACCCGGGUGUAGGAGAACUGCUGCUCAGUGUUCUCGCUCCGCCCUCACUGCCCGUGUGUCAGUGGGAUGGAGACGUUGAUGCAGGAGGAAGCGUCACACUGUCCUGCUCUGUGACAGAAGGAGUCCCCACUCCACAGAUCCACUGGGACAAACUGAAUCCACAGGAAAUCUCACUUCCUAUUAUCAUGGAGGGUGACGUGUCCGGCUCUGUCCACAUGAUCAAUGUGUCCUCUCAGACGUCAGGCCUGUAUCGCUGCUCUGUCUCUAACCUCCUGGGGACAGAGAACUGCUUUGUCCAUCUGUCCAUCUACAACACUCCGGACACUACCUCGGGCAUCCUGCAGGCGGUGCUGCUGACCUUGUCCAUGAGCCUGGUGCUGGUGGCGCUGCUGGUGCUCGGGACGUGGCUCCAUCGCACAGGUCAAGAUGGGAGGAGUGAGAGGAAAGACGAGGACGAGUUCAGAAACCCUCAGACUCUGAUGAAAUGCUCUUUUGUUUGAUUAGUCAAAGUCGACAGUGACAGACUGAAUGAGUCCCACUCACUGUGUACGGCUGCUUCACAACCUCAUAUUCACAAUUCUGAUAGUUGUGCUAUUUUGAUUACAAUGAAAACAUGUACAUUUGACCUGGAGAUGACUGUUAACCCUCCAUUUAAAGCCUUAAAUAAAAGUGAACUUAGAGUAUGUAAACACA
Molecule: messenger RNA, 1574 nt
Organism: Solea senegalensis (Senegalese sole)
Lineage: Eukaryota; Metazoa; Chordata; Actinopteri; Pleuronectiformes; Soleidae
Exons: 7
Coding region: 500-1381 (293 amino acids)
Biological process (GO): homophilic cell-cell adhesion
Cellular component (GO): cell-cell junction
Molecular function (GO): ionotropic glutamate receptor binding
Source: RefSeq, a predicted model, not a curated record